Molecule: messenger RNA, 729 nt
Organism: Symbiodinium sp. CCMP2456
Lineage: Eukaryota; Dinophyceae; Suessiales; Symbiodiniaceae
Source: the annotation of a GenBank genome assembly
AUGACACCGAAGGCAGCGACCCUGACCGAUGAUCAGGCGAACUUCCUGCCCCUGGUGAACGUGCACUUCCACCUGGGCGCAGAGCACAAGACUGAGGCCUACAGUGACGACACGGACUCGAUUGCCUACGAUGCGGCCUCGUCGGGCCGACGACUUGCCGAAAACCCUCGGCCUGGCUUCAUGUGCAGCAAGAGCUCUCUGAACACCAAUCAGCUGGCCCCCUACAACUUCACGUACUGCAAGGGCGACGUGCAAGUCGGCAAGUCCUACGAGAUCCACUACGUGCACUCGUCUGCGGGCAUGGACAACAACGCCACGGAUGACGUCAACGCGGACUUGCUGGCAGAUGGCCUGGGAGGUGCUGCCAACGGCCGCGGCCUCCUCAACCCCAUGAUCGUAGUGCAAGGGCAGAUCUUCCAGAUCGUGAAUGGUGCCGCAACAGUCGAUGACAUGCUGCAUGGCUGGACUGUGGUUGGCCACGACAACUCUGUCAUGUACCCCGGGAGCACUACCGGUCAGAGCCACGACAACGAGGUGUGCUCUCCGUACUCCAUCACCUGGCAUGUGGACAAGGAUUGCCAUCAGGUCUCGCCGGAGUCCUUUGACAAUCUGUGCAAGCAGAUGAGUGAGACUUAUGGGAUGUACGCUGACCUUUACCCGCACGGCUCUCGCAAGCUGGUCGCCUCCCAGUACGUGGUGAAGUCCGAGUUCGUCAAACCCUUGGCGUAG